Xiphophorus hellerii (green swordtail) is the source of this 3076-nucleotide messenger RNA. It is a transcript of the gene lrrc57, whose product is annotated as leucine rich repeat containing 57. The record is from RefSeq and is a predicted model, not a curated record. The transcript is spliced from 6 exons. Gene Ontology annotation, cellular component: cytoplasm. Lineage: Eukaryota; Metazoa; Chordata; Actinopteri; Cyprinodontiformes; Poeciliidae. Gene Ontology annotation, molecular function: protein binding. Bases 230 to 946 code for a protein of 238 amino acids.
GGGAAGAGGAGGAGAUUCAUUCGGAAGCAGCGACGCCCUCAGCUGAUCCUCCUCACUGAACUUGUUUUCAUCGGUUCGAUCAGAGUUCAGUUUACUGACCCGGACCAGAACCGUCCUCCGAAUCCACGGCGAGCUUCUAACCAGGAGGAGGGGGAGGAGCUCUAUGGAAACGUCCCCACCUCUGGACGUGAGCUGGAUGUGAGCUGGACAUCCAGAGCCAGAGGGGAACAUGGGCAACAGUGCGCUGAAGUCUCACCUGGAGACCUCCCAGAAAACGGGAGUGUUUCAGCUGACGGCCAAAGGCCUGCAGGAGUUUCCAGAGGAGCUCCAGAGGCUCACCGCCAACCUGAGGACGGUGGAUCUGUCCGGGAAUAAGAUCGAGGUUCUCCCAGCCUCAGUCGGAAACUUCCUGCAGCUGAAAAGCCUGACGCUGAACUCCAACAAGCUGACUGGCCUUCCUGCAGAGAUCGGCAAGCUGAAGAAGCUUGAGACCCUGAGCUUGAAUGGGAAUCAGAUCCAGCAGCUGCCCCCCACCUUGGGCCAGCUCAAGGCCCUGAGGACCCUGAACCUGUCUGGGAACCAGUUCACCGAGUUCCCAGCAGGCCUGGGAACGCUGAGGCAUCUGGACCUGCUGGAUUUGUCCAGAAACAGGAUUCAGAGCGUCCCAGCAGCCGUCUUAGAGCUGCAGGCCAUCGAGAUCAACCUCAACCAAAACCAGAUCUCAGUGCUGUCAGCAGAAGUGUCCCGCUGUCCCCGUCUCAAAGUUCUGCGUCUGGAGGAGAACUGUCUGGAACUGUCCUCCAUUCCUGAGUCCAUCCUGACCGAGUCCCAGGUGUCCCUGUUCUCCUUGGAGGGAAACCUGUUCGAGGUGAAGAAGCUCAGAGAGCUGGAGGGAUAUGAAAAGUACAUGGAGCGCUUCACUGCCACCAAGAAGAAGUUCGCCUGAAUCCCCGCUACCAUGACGACUCUAGACUUGGCGUCGGUCUGUAACCCACCAUACCUCCCACCCCCAUCCUGCACCAGCCGGACCUUCUUAUUGGUCUGCAGCGAGGUGCUUCCUGCAGCACUCCACACAGACACCGGACCUGCUGACACACGGAGACGGACGAUGACGGCGAGGCAGGCUCAACACGACCCCCUUGAGAUCCAGAGCGGCUUUUUAACCAGGAUUUGCUUCCAGGCUUUAGUGUUCAGUAAGCGGUGAGCGACAUGCACCUCCAGAACAGGGACAUUUAAGUGAUGUCACGCACUUUCACAAGUCCUGAUCUUGAUGCAGAAGAGGAGAAAACAAAAAACCCAGCAGGUUUUUUUAAUCAGAGUUUUUCUCUGCAUGUUUAGACUCUGGCCCUGUGGCAGAGCUCAGGAGGCUUCGGACAUGUUGGACGCUUCACGGCUGUUUUUGUCUUGCAUGAGGUCUGGUGGCUUUAUAGUGCAGCUGCUCAGUGUGGCAUCACGUCGUACUCACCCUUUAGCAAAAACAUUAAACCGCUCCACCCCCCACCCCCUCUCAUGCCUUGCAGUUUUAUUUAAUCACCGCCAUCUUUAGCGCGUCCCACCAUGUGACCCCGUGAAGCUCCACCCAGCAGUGUGUGGACUCUAAAUCCUUUCUUCUUUUAGGGAGCGUUUGUGUUGCUUCUUAUUAUCCGGCAGACGUAAACAUGUAAUGUAAUGUGCAAACAGUCGAGCUGGGUUUGAGUCUCUGAACCAAACUUCUUCUGUGUCAGCUGAGUUCCCCCCACCAUCCAUAAAUUAAUAAUUCCAUGGAUUUUUUCAUAUUUUCUCAUCAGCUAUGUAUUUAUAUUUGAUAAUCCAGUCAUACAAAGACACUUCAUCAUGUAUUACAAUGAUUUAAAUCACUUUAGUUUUGGAGAAUCCCACAUCACAGGUUCCCCAAUGCUGUUGCUUAUUAAACAAAGAUGAUGAAAUAAUGUGAAAACCAAUGAGGGGAAAACUGCAUUGAGCACAAAAAUCCCGGAUUCGUCCAGAUCAGUGCAAAGGUUUUCAUACUCCCUGGACUUUUCUACUUUACAGCCUCAACCUUCAGAAGAAGUGUGAUCGACCAAUCAGCUCACAGCAUGAGGAGAAUGCUGCAGGUCUCCCAGCAGACGGAGCCAUUAUCUCUGUUUCAGUCAAAUCAAACAGCACUCCACAAAUUCUGUUUGAUUUUGACCUUUGACUAGGCCAUUCUAGCAUAUGCAUGCAGUUUGAUCUAAACCGGCUCCGAUUGCAUGUGAAGGUGAACCUCCACCUCACUCUGCAGUCUCUGAACAGGUUUUAGUCCACCCGACCUUCUUCCACAUGUCUGUUGGACACAGAUUGGACUUCCUGUUUCUGUCUCUCAACAGAACAAAACAAGAUUUUCCUUCUUGCUGUUCAUGUUCGAAGCUUGGGAUGUCGUUCUAGAUCCUAACCCUGCUUUUUAACUUCUCCAGAACUUCCUCCCUGAGCUGCUGCUGGGUUGCUGCGUCUCCACAAUGCUGCUCGUUCUCUAAUGCUCUCUAACAAACCCAGCAGCUGCAUCCAGACUCAGAUUUUAUUUCUCAAAUCUGGACUCUUGUGUACAAUUAGGCGACUUAUGAAGGAAACUGGUUGUGCUGGAAUUUAUUUAGGGACUGAAGAGUCUGCAUGUCUUUUUAGAGUUGUGGUUGCGAAGGACUUUGUGAACCGUGCCACCGUUUUCCUCUGACUCCACAGGUUUGCACUGCUCUCUGUUGGUUCAUUCACAAUAAAACGUAUUAAUGGAACGGAACUAAAAGUGGAAAAGUUGUAUGUGAAACGGCUUGUGGAAGCUUUUUCAAAGUGUGUACUUCCGUUUUUCUAUGACUGUAAGUAACUAAGACACUAAGCAGGCGUUUUCACUUUAUUACUUUAAAAUAAUCAACUGAAGUGAUAUUCUGUUAAAGCCAGUAUGUGUCGGUGUUUGCUCUGUGAUUGUGUUUAAACAGAUGCAUUCUGUACUCUGCUGCUGAAACAAACAGGUGGAGUGAAGGAGUGGCUCUCCAGCAUGUCCAGGGAAAUUUGUCUAUAAUCUUUUUUUUUUUCUUGUAUUUAAUUAAAGCAGAUGCUCAACAAGUCA